Messenger RNA from Protopolystoma xenopodis, 546 nucleotides. The record is from the annotation of a GenBank genome assembly. NCBI's taxonomy places the organism in Eukaryota, Metazoa, Platyhelminthes, Monogenea, Polystomatidea, Polystomatidae.
AUGACGGACGAAAACUCGCUCCAAGGCAAUCCCCCAACUGCUUCCGGUGGAACCAACUUCCGAAUCCCUUCCACUCGCCUCUUCAAGCGAAAUGAAAUGUACUCCAACAUCAUUCUUGUAAGGGAUUCUUUGAAACCUAGUUUUUCUACGUGCUACUUUUUGUCUCUGCUAUUCUUACUUUCAACUUCAUCGCCUCUUUUAAUUUACUCUGGCCCUAAACAGGAGGCUGAAGAUAAAGAUUAUGAAUCAGAGAGUUCUGUGGAGGAUGACGUAGACUCCGACUUCGAUGAGGAUGAAAAUGCGCCUGACAAAUCAAACGCCGAAAGCUCAGCUGAUGACGAGGGAGAGGGUGGAAAGAGCAAAAAGCGGACCCGUCGUGUAGUUACCAAGGCAUACAAGAGAAAAUGCGCUAAAAGCCCUGCUGGAAAUCCUGGACCGAGAGGAGGAUAUCCUGGAGUCACAACGGAUCAGAAGGGAGUCGUUAAGACGAUUAAUCAACUUGACAAUAAGGACAACCUAUUCUACAUUAAGCAGGAACAUUUAUGA